Molecule: messenger RNA, 2217 nt
Organism: Trichoderma harzianum CBS 226.95
Lineage: Eukaryota; Fungi; Ascomycota; Sordariomycetes; Hypocreales; Hypocreaceae
Exons: 4
Coding region: 1-2217 (738 amino acids)
Biological process (GO): DNA-templated transcription; positive regulation of transcription by RNA polymerase II
Molecular function (GO): zinc ion binding; sequence-specific DNA binding; DNA-binding transcription factor activity, RNA polymerase II-specific
Source: RefSeq, a predicted model, not a curated record
AUGUCAAAAGAGAAAGAUUCGGGCAAGUACACCGAGCACCCUGACUGUGACGGUGUUCUGCCAUCAUGUUCAGGCUGUCAGAAGGCCGGUGUUCGCUGUGUAGAUGGCGGCACUUCUCGUGAAAUACCUCGAAACUAUUUGACUGAACUUGAGUCACGAGUAGCGUGGCUAGAGUCUGUUGUUCGUGAGAGGUGUCCAGAUGUCGACCUCACCACAGGGCCGGGGCGGCCAUCGCGAGCUCACUCAUCGGCUGUUGAGCGUGGACAGCGGCAGGGCUCGCAGGACUCCCCAGAAGAGACUUCGCCGCAUGAGCUCACAGAGCAGAUAGGCCUUAUAUCUAUUUCAGGUGGCUCUGACCUUCGUUAUCUAGGACCCUCCAGCGGCCUCUUCUUCACCAAAUUUGUGCUUGCGGGCUUGGCACAUGUUGCAGAUAUCGAGACAGUAAACCUUCGCGGCAAUGGAUGCGACGAUACCGAUGUGUUCCUCCCUGGAGACCUGGUCGACUUGCAAGCCAAGGAUUUCCCGAAUGACAAGAGACAAACCAUGUUCCUCACCCAAAUCUAUUUCGACUCCGUUCAUCUACAGUUUCCCUUCCUCCACGAGCCCUCACACCAUGCAAUCCUCCACAAACUCUACAAUGGGGAGACUCUGGAUGCGCUAGAGGAGUUCCAAGCAUUCAUGGUUUUGGCUAUCGGUGCCACGAUUUACGGUCGUCGCUCGAGGCGGCACAUGCUGGGUGAAGGUUAUUAUGCCUCAGCCCUGCAGCGUCUAGAUACCGUCUUUAGGACGCCGUCACUUGCCACAGUACAGUGUCUUUUGCUAUUGGAGAUGUAUACCCUCCACGACCCAUCGUCUGGAUUAAAUCUAUGGACCCUACACUACCACUCACUGGCGUCAUGCUUGGAGCUGGGCUUGCACCGUGAUGUCCGGAACCCCCGCCAUUUCAACCCUCUCCAAGUGGAACUACGCACGCGAAUCUUCUGGUGCACAUACACCAUGAAUCGACAGCUCUGCACAAUCAUGGGGCGGCCGCUGGGAUUCUUUGACGAGCAAUGUGAUUUAAGAUUACCCAUGGAUGUUAACGACGAUGACUUGACCGAAGAAGGUGUGCGACCCUCGACGAAACCUCCUGGGAGUUUUACUACUAUGUCAAGCGCAAUUCAUCUCUUCAAAUGGGCGAGGUUCAGUUCCGAAAUAAAGACUGUUUUGUUUUGCACGGAGCGAAACUAUCCGCCUUACAUGACUCCGGCCAUUAACGAUGUAACGGCGUGGCGGACAGACAUGAUUAGCCGCCUGCGAAAGUGGCGACAAGAUAUUCCUAGACACGCCGAGGGCGAGCGCACGUUCUACCUGAUUGAUCUCUGCGAGAUUAGAUACCAUGAGCUGAUGAUGCUUAUGCUUCGCCCAAAUCCCCUGUUCAAACAACCAUCAAAGGCGGCCCUAGGCGAAUGCUUUACCAGCGCCAUUACCUGCAGCAAGCUCUACGCAAAACUGUACGCCGAUAACCAGCUGCGGUAUGGGUGGCUGACCGUCCAUUCAUUAUUCUUAUGCAUCAUGACCAUCUUCUACUGUGUCUGGACACCGGAAGGCAUUGCUGACCAGGUCAAUUUCGACUGCUUGACCACCUCUCUAAAGGCGGCGUCGGACGUUCUCAGUGCGACAGGAGAAUAUUGGCCCGAGGCGAAGCGAAGCCGCGAUGUCCUAGACCGAAUAUUUACAGCAACCAUGAGGCGCUUCUCUCCGAGACCAGAAUAUCCCAAGUUGCAGCCCUUGAUCAAUUCAUCAGACCCUCAGCCUGGUAGUGGCCCAGCAUCAGUGGGCAUGACGGAUGGCACCAGCAUCUCAUCUCAGGCUGGCAGUAGCACUUACGGAGACAAUGUCGUCGCUUCAGGAGACGCACUUAUCGCUUCGGCAGAUGGAAUUGUGUCUUCCGGCGUAUCACACGGAGAAGCAGAUCUGCAUUUGGGGCUUUCCAUGCCAGAUGGCUCACCGGCCAUGAAUGCCGAGUUCCCUUACCCGAGUACAACGCUCGACUCCUUUAUGUCGACGGACUGGCUUUCGUAUUUUAUGAAUGCGGAAGAUUUUGGAGGCAUGAACUUGGAUACUGGCUUUGGAGGAUUGGGUGGGCUGGGCGGAAUGGGUGGGUUUGGCGGGAUGGAAAUGACUGGGACGGAUAUUCCUGGAUGGUACCAAGGGGACAUGAGCGUAUUGCGAUGA